Drechmeria coniospora is the source of this 675-nucleotide messenger RNA. RefSeq lists its product as uncharacterized. Lineage: Eukaryota; Fungi; Ascomycota; Sordariomycetes; Hypocreales; Ophiocordycipitaceae. The transcript has a single exon. The coding region runs from base 1 to 675 and encodes 224 amino acids. The record is from RefSeq and is a predicted model, not a curated record.
AUGUCCCCCUCCCUCGUGGCCAGCAGGGCGGUGGCAGCCAAGGCGGCGCCUCCCAAGUUUGAGCUGCCGGCCCUCAACCUCAACUUUGGCAACAUCACCGACGGCACGAACAUACCUCCUCCUCUGGCCUCUCCGCUCCCGAGGGUUCCCACGCCGCCGCAAACACCGCCUGGCACCGGCAAGAAGGAGGUCGUGGCUCUCGUCGCGGACAAGACAGCAGCCGCCGACGGCCUCGACCAGUCCUUUGACUCAUGCCCAAGCGCCGCCAACUUUGUCGGCACCAAACGAUCGGCCGACGGCGCGCCCUUGAGCCCAGCCGGCUCCGGCCGGCAGGGUAGCCUCCGCAGAUUGUUCAGCAGGACCAUGCUGAACGCGAGCUACGCAGAGGGCCGCCUGUCGUCGCCCGGAAACGCUUCCCUGCCCAGCAUGGGCCGCCCGGAGAGCCGAGGUGCGGCCAGCGUCAUGGACGAUCGAAAGUCGAAGCGAAGCAGCGGUUGGUUUAGUCGGCUACGGGGCGGGGAGUUCAAGCGAUCGAGCGUCUUCUUUGACGACUCGUCCUCGAGCGUCUUCUCCCGGAAACCUUGCGGUCCACCACCGCCCAUGAUCCCGGAGCUGGCAGACCUUGAAAAGGAAAACGAGGGUCUGGGCGUCGACCUGUUCAAGAACAUCAAGUGA